UCGGGCUCCAUUACGACAGACUCCAAAAUGCAGGGGUGUCUCUGAAAUUAUCAAAAACAAUAUGGAGUAUAUCGAGUAAAAGAACAAACAUCCUCGAGGCGAACUGAAAUCAACUGAAGAUGUUAAGAUGGCUGAUGGCGGGGGCCAAGGACGUUUCAACGUUUGACCAGGCAGGGAUUGACCAAAAAGUCUAUUUUGGAACAUAAAGAUCGUUUCUUUGCGAGGAAGAAAGAAAGGAAAUCCAAUCCUCUCCUCUCACUGCAGUCGUGAAAUCGUAAGAGAAAGGAAAAAUCGCAAUAUGGGUUUUAUCAAAGAUGCGAUGCAGCCUGCAGGGUCCCUUCGAGCUCGUCCUCUCCUCACUCAGAUCAUCACUCUCGAUAUGCAGGCAUGACUAUAUCCUCUGCAUUAAUAAUAUGGAAGGCAUUGAUAUGCAUAACUGGCUGUGAAUCUCCUGUUAUUGUCGUUGUAAGUGGGAGCAUGGAACCUGGCUUUAAGAGGGGGGACAUAUUGUUCCUGCACAUGAAUGAGGACCCCAUUAGAGCUGGAGAUAUUGUUGUUUUUAACAUUAAGGGAAAGACCAUUCCGGUUGUUCAUCGCGUAAUACAGGUACAUGAACAGCAAAAUAACAAGGAAAUUUAUGUUUUGACGAAGGGCGAUAUCAAUAAAAAGGACGAUAGGCUUGGGGGAAUCUAUGGGAGUGGGCAGCUGUGGCUGCAGAGACAGCAUAUAAUGGGCAGGGCUAUUGGGUUUUUACCUUAUGAGGGCUGGGUAACUAUUGUACUGACAGAAAAUCCUAUUGUUAAGUAUGUUUUGAUUGGUGCACUGAGUUUGGUUCUCAUAACCUCCAAGGACCGAGGAGCAAAACAAAACUCAAGAACCAAUGAAUAGAAAAGCAGAAGUUUGAUACCAAGGUUAGGAGUGGAUUGGUCGAUGAGCUCUGUUCUUGCCCGAACAAUAUACAGAAUUGAAGUUGAUAUCAGGAUAUGGGUAAUGUACGUAUAUAUGGAAACUUAGCGGGGUCGUGUUCAUUCUUCUUAUGAUCUCAAACUCUUCAUGGGCAUAAAUUAGUAGUCAUAAGUCAGUUUUAAAGUGUGAGUGAGUUUGAGGAGAGUGAGCACUAAAUUCGGCAAAGCCAAACUACUUGUGAGCUACUUGAUUUUGAUUCUUUCCAUGAAUGAACUUUUAAGCUUGAAAAGGUAUUAUCGGUGAA
Molecule: messenger RNA, 1210 nt
Organism: Punica granatum (pomegranate)
Lineage: Eukaryota; Viridiplantae; Streptophyta; Magnoliopsida; Myrtales; Lythraceae
Source: RefSeq, a predicted model, not a curated record